Molecule: messenger RNA, 651 nt
Organism: Sphenostylis stenocarpa
Lineage: Eukaryota; Viridiplantae; Streptophyta; Magnoliopsida; Fabales; Fabaceae
Source: the annotation of a GenBank genome assembly
AUGGCGAAAACGAGGCCAGGCAGAAAGGACUUGGACUCGUACACCAUAAGAGGAACCAACAAGAUCGUCAGAGCUGGGGAUUGUGUUCUGAUGCGGCCUUCCGACACGUCGAAACCCCCUUAUGUGGCGCGUGUGGAGAAGAUCGAGCAGGACAACAGGAACAACGUGAAGGUGCGUGUGAGGUGGUACUACAGACCCGAAGAGUCCAUUGGGGGUCGUAGACAGUUCCAUGGAGCCAAAGAGCUUUUUCUCUCCGACCACUAUGAUGUGCAGAGUGCGCACACCAUUGAAGGCAAGUGCGUAGUGCACUCUUUCAAGAACUACACUAAGCUUGAGAAUGUGGGUGCUGAAGAUUACUAUUGUAGAUUUGAGUACAAGGCCGCAACUGGGGCUUUCACUCCUGAUCGUGUUGCUGUGUAUUGCAAGUGUGAGAUGCCAUAUAAUCCGGAUGACCUUAUGGUACAAUGUGAAGGGUGCAAGGAUUGGUAUCAUCCUGCUUGUGUGGGCAUGACUAUUGAAGAAGCAAAGAAACUAGAUCAUUUUGUAUGUUCCGAAUGUUCAUCUGAUGAUGAUAUAAAAAAACCGCAAGCUACAUUUUCUGCAUCACCAGGAGCUGAUGGCAAGGUGGAGCCGAAGCGACGGAAGAGAUGA